Molecule: messenger RNA, 1209 nt
Organism: Oenanthe melanoleuca
Lineage: Eukaryota; Metazoa; Chordata; Aves; Passeriformes; Muscicapidae
Product: BCL2/adenovirus E1B 19 kDa protein-interacting protein 3-like
Exons: 5
Coding region: 260-847 (195 amino acids)
Biological process (GO): positive regulation of apoptotic process; mitochondrial outer membrane permeabilization
Cellular component (GO): mitochondrial outer membrane; nucleus; mitochondrial envelope
Source: RefSeq, a predicted model, not a curated record
UGGGACAGUGCGGGAGCCCGGGGCUCAGGGGGUUGACGUGCACACGUGCCGGGUCUGGGUCACCGGGAGUCCCGGGUGGUUGGUGUGCACUGUGGAUGGGGAGCGGGUCAGUGAGGAGCCCAGGCGGGGUUUUUGGGGAGCUGACGUGCGCCGGGGGCCGGGGAGCGCGGGGAUCCCGGGCAGGCUGGUGUGCAGCGGGGGUUGGGUCAGUGGGGGCAUCGGGGGGUGAUGAGCACCGCGGGGGUGGGGGCAGAGGCAGAUGCAGGUCCCGGGUGGGACACUGCUCUUGGUGCUCCUGCGGUCUGCAGGCAGGGGUGUGGGCUGUGCUGGGAUGGGGUGCGGGGGUGGGCCUGGGGCAGCACAGGGGCUGACAGCCCCCGCAGGCUCCUGGGUGGAGCUGCGGUGUGGCCCAGGCUGCCCCGAGCCCGAGCUGGCACCCUCGCCGUUCUCCUGCCACGCCGACGUGGAGCAGAUGCUGCUGGAGGCCCAGCUGGAGACCGAGAGCAGUGACGGGGCCCUGCUGGUGCUGGGCUCCCCAGCCUGGGAUGAUGAUGGAGCCAGCCACGGCAGCGAUCAGCCAGGGGAGAGCGAGGUGCUGCCUGCCCACAGCCAGCCCCCACCAGGCUGCCCCCACCCCCGGCAGUGGGAUGUGCCAGAGGAAGCCAAGUGGAGGCAGCGACGCCUGACAGCGCCCCUGGGCUGGGCCUGUACCCGCUGCCCUCGGUAUCUGUCUCCAAACCAGUGCUGUGGAGCCUGCAGGAAGGUGCAGUGGGGAGGAAGAAGAGACUUUUCAGUUCAGAGCUGCUGCUGCUCUUCAUCCCCUCGCUCCUGCUCAGCCAUCUGCUGACUCUGGGGCUGGGGAUCUACAUUGGUAAGCGCCUGGCAGCCUCCUCGGCCAACCCUCUGUGAGGAACUGUGCAGGCAGCACCUGCUCCGUUGGGAAUGCGGGGGGAGCCCGGCCCCAGCGCAGCCUGACCGCUCCCAGGCCCCACGUCUGUGGCACGAGGCGCCUUCUCCCCGUGCCUCCCCCUCAGCCCUCGCCUGGGGAGCUGAUCCCACUCUCCCCCGUAGAUGGGAACCCACUGAUGGCAGCUCCCAGCUGCAGGCAGCCCCUGCCCUCCCCAGCCCCUGGUUACGGGUCCAGAUCCCCCUGUAACAGAUUGUAAAUACAACUGAGCCCACCUGAAUAAAGAGCCCUUUGCCAGCUCA